This is a messenger RNA of Suricata suricatta (meerkat), 4981 nucleotides long. RefSeq names its product URB2 ribosome biogenesis homolog (gene URB2). NCBI's taxonomy places the organism in Eukaryota, Metazoa, Chordata, Mammalia, Carnivora, Herpestidae. Gene Ontology annotation, cellular component: nucleolus. The record is from RefSeq and is a predicted model, not a curated record. The transcript has 10 exons. The coding region runs from base 218 to 4774 and encodes 1518 amino acids. Gene Ontology annotation, biological process: ribosome biogenesis.
CCGAUCCCACGUGGUGGGGCCGCCCGGGAGCCCGGGAGCCCGGACCCGCGGCCGCCGCCGCCGCCGUCCUGCUCCCCGGCCCGAGGUCCCUAAGCGGGCCUGGCCACCAGGUGGGCUUCGUAUCCUGAGCGCUGCGCUCCGUCCGUGCCCGCUGCCCUGCUCGGGGCGGGGCCUCACGGGAGCCUACCUGGGGUCGUUCUCCAGAUAAAGCGUAGCAAUGGCUGCUGUUUAUUCUGGCAUUUCUUUUAAGCUCAAAAGCAAGACAACUUCUUGGGAAGAUAAACUAAAACUAGCUCACUUUGCUUGGAUUUCCCACCAGUGCGUUCUUCCAAAUAAAGAGCAAGUACUGCUUGAUUGGGCAAGACAGUCAUUGAUUGCAUUUUAUAAGAAAAAACUUGAACUGAAGGAAGACAUUGUUGAAAGGCUUUGGAUGUAUAUAGAUAAUAUUCUCCACAGCAGAAGACUGCAGAAUCUUCUCAAGAAUGGAAAGACAAUUAACCUUCAGAUCUCCCUAGUCAAGAUCAUAAACGAGAGAGUAGCUGAAUUCUCUCUCUCGGAGUCCCGGAGAAGCAUGUGCGCCGUGCUGAGCUGCUGCCGGGGCAUCCUCUCGACAGGCGCCCUCGCCGCCAUCUACACGGCCAGGCAGGAGCUGCUGGUGGCACUGCUGAGCCAGCUGUGCUGGCUGGCCUGCAGGCAGCCAGCAGUAGCCCAGGUGGCCCAGUUGUUCGAAGUCAUUCACCUGGCGCUGGGGCACUACCUUCUGAUCCAGCACCAGCAAGUCAACCCAAGACGUGCCUUUGGGGAGGUGGCUGGGCACUUGCUCCAGCCCUGCCUCGUCCUGAGGCACUUGCUCUCGGGAGGCACAUGGACACAGGGCCAGCUGCGGCUGGCGCUGAGCCGGGACAUCAGGAGUCAGAUCGAGGCCAUGCUUCGAGGUGGAGCCUUUCAGCCUGAGUUGCUCUCAUCCUACAAUGAGGAGCUCUUGGAUCAGCAGCAAGGUGACACAAAGAUAGGGGCCAUGAAGAAUCUUCUAGCUCCUCUGGACACCCUGAUUGCCAGGCUGCUGGAUCCUGGCUACUGCGAACCGCCACUUCGCGCCGCUGUGGUGGCUGACUCUGUGGCCUUGCUGUAUAAGCUCUUUCUGGAUGCUUAUGUCAGGGAGGGGAACCAGCUCCUCUGCUUCCAGGUGCUCCCCAGGCUGUUCGGGUGCCUGAGGAUCUCCCAGCUGGAGGGGGAGCACGCGAGCGCUCUGGCCACGGCAGACUGGACCUCAGAGCUGCUGGUCGUAGAGCAGCUGCUCACGUCCGUGGCCAGCAGCAACAUCUACAACAUCGCCGCUGACAGGAUCCGGCACGGGGAGGUGCAGUUCCACUUCUACCGCCGUGUGGCUGAGCUGCUGAUCAACCACUCACAAGCCGCUGUGCCGGCCUGGUUCCGCUGCCUCAAGGCUUUGAUGUCUCUGAAUCAUUUGAUUUUGGAGCCAGACCUGGAUGACCUGUUGGCGUCAGCUUGGAUUGAUGCAGAGGUGACAGACUUCCGGACGAGAAGAGCCCAGGAGGCGCUCAUUCACACUCUCUUCCAGACGUAUGUGAAGCUCCGGCAAGCGCCGCGGCUGUUCGAGGAGAUUUUGGGGGUGCUCUGUCGCCCAGCCGCUGAGGCCCUGAGGCAGCCCGUGCUGGCUGCGGGCCCCUCCCGGGUGCUCCGCGAGUGCCUUUUGGAGUUGCCCCCGAGUCAGGUCUUGGACACGUGGUCCCUCGUGCUGGAGAAGUUCCAGUCUUUGGUCUUGCCUUAUUUGCAGGGUGAUGCUGACAUGGCCUUGAAGUCGCUGUCACUGAGCUCCCUGCUGCACUGCGUCAUGUUCAACAUGAGGAGCCUGGACGGCGGCACACCUGUGCCCGUCAUCAGGCGGAUGCGCUGCACCAUGGACAGGACGUUCCAGGAGCUUGUGAAGCCCCUGCUGGACCUUGUCAUGGAUGCCCCACGCCCAGAGCAGGAGCCCUGGCUGAGGACGGUCUGUGACUCUGCACUCCUGCUCUCUCACACGUGGGCCCAGGUUGACGCCAUGCUCAGUAUAAACUGUAGCCAGUAUCGCUCUGCGUCUGGGGCUCUUAGAGAUGUCGCGGCAGAGAUUGCAGACCUCCCCUCAUUGCUCCCAGGUGUCGAAACACACCACUGGAAGAAGAUAGAACAGUUUACGGCUCAGUUUGACUCUAUUGGCAAGUACUGCUUAGAACAGCUCUACCUGCAGAAAAUGAAAAGGACUUUAAUGGAACCUGGUUUCCAGUCGGAGGAAGCCCUCUGCUCUCUGAGGCGCGCUGCUGCCUGCAUUCUUGGUUCUGGCAGAGAAAGCCUGAAUCGGAGGACGACUGCGUCCUGGGAUGGCCAGGUUGGGACAGUGAGUGCAGUCACAUACCCUGUAGCUCACUGGCACUUGAUUGUGUCAAAUCUCGCAAUUUUAGUAUCUUACCUUUGUCCCGAUGAUGUAAGGUCCCUGGCCAGUGUGCUGCUGAGGUCUUUGCUGAUGAGCAAAGGCCAGGAAAGUCCAGCAGAAGAAGAGCCAGACAUCACACUUGAAAAAAUAUCCAGUGCUGUCCUUCACAGCCCACAUUUUCCAGAAUUGCAGCCCCUCCAUUGUGCCUUUUUAAUGUGCCUGACCGAAGGAUGUGCUAGCGUCCUGUGUUCCGGGGCCCGCGGUGACCCAAGUCUUCUCAGUCAGCAGCUGCCCUGGCUGUUUGAAAAGGAACAUAUGGUUGUGACUCUUUGGGAAAACAGAUUUGCAAAAACUGGACCCGAAGGUGUGGAACGAAAAGGAGAAAUUGCCCAAAACUUACUAUCCUUGGUUAAGAGGGACUUCCCCAUUCAGUUGGAGGGAGAACAAUUAGAGAGCAUCCUGGGAUUUUUGGAAGUUAUUUCUGCCCUGCAAUUGGACAGCCUUUUGGCUCCCUAUCACGUGCAUUAUUUUCUUUUCUUAUUGUCCACGGCUGUCAGCAAGCUGGGGAGCUCUUGCCCCUGCCCGCUGACCCUCAGGUUUUUGAUGACUUGCUACCGGCUUCUUGGCUCCCUGCAGCGAGGGAAGAGUGCCCGCUCAGUGCUCAAGGUUCUGUAUGUGAGUGAGAUCUUUGAGAUCACGCUGACCUCAUUGUUCAAAGCCAGUAGUAGGUUUUCUAUUGAUGUGGACGACCCCUCCUGGUUGGAAUUCCUCCACGUGAUAGGGACGUUCUUAGAACAGCUGCUGCAAAUGCUCAUCCAGAUGAAGCUCAGCCUGGUGCUCAAUUUUGGGAAAAUUGUUGCCUUCCUCCGAAAACCAUACACCGAAGCGACUUCAGGCAAACAGGCGGAAGCUCAGACUCCUCUGGGCCAGCAGCUCCUUCUGGUGUCUUUAACCAAGCUGUGCCAAGUCCUGGGGCCUUUUGUCACAGAGCGGAAGCAGCGGCACGAGGCCUCAGAAGCACUGUCCGAGCUGCUUCAGGAGGCUGUCCUGCAGACAGGAGCGUCGCUGCAGCUGUGCUGGGCACGUGGGGCCUGGGGCCAGCGCCGACCCUCCACCGUCCUUCAGGCAGCCGGCGUGCUGCUGGAGGCAGAGGGGGCCCCUCGCUGCGGGCCCAGGCUGGCCGCUUCCCUGGGGACCGCUGAGCGGCUGCCCUCCCACGCCGCCUUCUACCGCGACGUCUACUCUCAACUGCUGUCCGGGCUCCCGGCCCUUGCAGGAGACCCGCAGUCUUUCCAGGCAGCCUUGCGGUUCUUAACGCUGUUCCUCUUGGCCCCAGAACUCCACCCCGAGAAGGGUGCUGUGUUUAUCUCCAUGUUUCAUUCCGUGAGAAGAGUUCUGGCAGAUCCUGCAGUUUCGGGUCAGGUACUUCAGGACUUGGAGCCUCACUUGGGAGCCUUGUUCACCCAGAUGUUAGAAGUUGGGACAACAGAGGACUUCAGGACGGUGAUGCGGCAUAUUCUCCAAGGACUAGAUGUCAGUAAUGUGUGGAAGGCGGAUGUGCAGGCCACUCUGUCAGCCAUCACGUUGAUCAAGGUGCUCCUGAGCUGCCCACUCAGUGGAGAGAAGGCGGGUGUGUUCUGGCGUGCAAGCCCCCAGAUCAUCACGGCUCUGACUCUGCAAAACCGAGAGGCUUGUCAGGAGCAGCCUCUGCCCCUUGCCGUGGUGGGGCCCAUCUUGGACGUCCUGGCAGCCUUGCUGCGACAGGGGGAGGGGGCCAUCAGCAACCCGCAGCACGUCAGCCUGGCCUUCAGCAUCCUGCUCACCGUGCCCUUGGACCACCUGAAGCCCCCUGAGUACGGGAGCAUCUUCCUGCGGGUGCACAGCGUGCUCUUCUCCAUCCUGCAGUGUCACCCGAAGGUAAUGCUGAAAGCAAUCCCUUCUUUCUUGAACUGUUUUAAUAGAUUGGUGUUUUCUGUUAUGCACGAAGGGAGGCAAAAAGACAAAGGAAGCACAGGUGACCUGUCGGUGGUCCUCGAGUGUGCCCGCCUGGUGGAGCGGAUGUACAGCCACAUCGUGGCUCAGGCCGAGGAGUUCACAGUGUUCUCCCCCUUCAUGGUGGCCCAGUAUGUCGCGGAGGUGCAGAAGGUCACCUUGUAUCCAGCGGUGAAAGACCUCCUGCAGGAGGGCAUUUACCUCCUCCUGGACCUCUGCAUCGAGCCAGACAUCCAGUUCCUACGGGCGGCCCUGCAGCCGGGAGCCAGGGACGUCUUCAAGGAGCUGUACAACGACUACACCAAGUACCACAAGGCGAAGCAUGAAGGGGAGAGGAGAUACGCCGCCUGAGGCUGGGCUCCGGCGUGGUGGCGCUGGCCGUCCUCCUCCGAAACGUUGAGCGGGGGCUUAAGCAGUGUAGCCCUAAUUUACAGCAAGCCCCGUUUUCCAAGCUGAGUGUUGUUUAAACAUGUCUGUCUAUGCAGUAUGUAUCAUGAUACCAUCCUGAUAAUUGACCCUGGAAUGAGGUGAAUUUAAUAAAAAAUGGCCAUUGUGGAU